UCUGGUGAUGACCUCGUGUCCUUUAGGAAUCGUUCCCCCACCCGCAUCAGACAAUAGUGACCUCGGGCAGGCUGCGACUGCCCCUUAAGUGCAGGUUCAGCGUCAAUUGUGAUGUCAAUCACGAAGUUGCCUACAUUAGUGCAGCUGUCAAUGCUUCCACUGCGGCGCGCGACCUUUGCCUUUCUCCUCGGUGGUCCCUUCAUUGCCCCACUAGGAAGCCUAUGUUUUCAUCUCGAGAGAGAAAUGACACCCUGCCCAUCCUGCAAUGGUCUGGCCUGGUGUAAGGACCGCUGAAGUCCUCGAGCAAGCUACCAUGCAGGGUCAAACCGCCGUC
Macroventuria anomochaeta is the source of this 334-nucleotide messenger RNA. RefSeq lists its product as uncharacterized. The coding region runs from base 112 to 294 and encodes 60 amino acids. Lineage: Eukaryota; Fungi; Ascomycota; Dothideomycetes; Pleosporales; Didymellaceae. The record is from RefSeq and is a predicted model, not a curated record. The transcript has a single exon.